AUGGUGAAUUUCUCCAGAGCCCUCAGAGAUGGUGAAUUUCUCUCAAAUGCUCCAGAGCCCUCAAAUGCUCAGGAUGCGCCUUCGUCUCUCCCUGCCCGUCUGCCGAAGCGCCUUUCGUCUCUCCCUGCCCGUCUGCCGAAGCGCCUUUCGUCUCUCCCUGCCCGUCUGCCGAAGCGCCUUUCGUCUCUCCCUGCCCGUCUGCCGAAGCGCCUUUCGUCUCCCUGCCCGUCUGCCGAAGCGCCUUCGUCUCUCCUGCCCGUCUGCCCGAAGCGCCUUUCGUCUCCCCCUGCCCGUCUGCCCAGCGCCUUUCGUCUCUCCUGCCCGUCUGCCCGAAGCGCCUUUCGUCUCUCCUGCCCGUCUGCCAGGCGCCUUUCGUCUCUCUGCCCCUGCCUGUCUGCCGAAGCGCCUUUCGUCUCUCCUGCCCGCCUUCUUCGUCUCCUGCCCGCCUGCCGUGCCCGCCUGCCGAAGCGCCUUUCGUCUCUCCCCUGCCCGUCUGCCAAGCGCCUUUCGUCUCUCUCGUCUCUCCUGCCCGUCUGCCGAGCGCCUUUCGUCUCUCCCGCCCGUUCGUCUCCUGCCCGUCUGCCGAAGCGCCUUUCGUCUCUCCCUGCCCGUCUGCCGAAGCGCCUUUCGUCUCUCCCUGCCCGUCUAAGCGCCUUUCUCCUGCCCGUCUGCCGAAGCGCCUUUCGUCUCUCCCUAACAAAUGAUGUCCCUAUCUCUGUGAAUUUCAGUCUCUCUUUUGUUUCUUUUAACUUUCAUUAUGUUUCAUUCUUUCUUCAAUAUUUCUUUUUUCUUUCACGUUCAUAUUUGUCUCUCCAUCUCUUAUCUACCAUUUUUUUUCUCUUUCUUUCCAUUUUUUUUAUCUUCUUUUCCUUUCUUUUUUUUUUUUUUUUUCCAUUGUUUCUCUUUCUUUCUUUACUUCUCUUCAUUCAUUUUUCUUGUUUGUUUUUUCUCUCUCUCUUAUUCGUUUUGUUUUUUCUCUUUCUUGCUCUCUCUCUCUCUCGCUUUCUUGCUCCCUCUCUCUCUCGCUUUCUUGCUCUCUCUCUCUCUCGCUUUCUUGCUCUCUCUCUCUCUUUCUUGCUCUCUCUCUCUCUCUUGCUUUCUUCUCUCUCUCUCUCUCUGCUUUCUCUCUCUCUCUCUCUUUCUUGCUUUCUCUCUCUCUUGCUUUCUUGCUCUCUCUCUCUUGCUUUCUUACUCUCUCUCUCUUGCUCUCUCUCUCUCUUGCUUUCUUGCUCUCUCUCUCUCUUUCUCUCUCUCUCUCUUCUUCUCUCUCUCUCUCUCUCUCCUUUCUUUCUCUCUCUUUCUUGCUCUCUCUCUCUCUCUCUUUCUUGCUCUCUCUCUCUCGCUUUCUUGCUCUCUCUCUCUCUCGCUUUCUUGCUCUCUCUCUCUCUCGCUUUCUUGCUCUCUCUCUCUCUCUCGCUUUCUUGCUCUCUCUCUCUCUCCUUUCUUCUCUCUCUCUCUCUCUUUCUCUCUCUCUCUCUCUCUCGCUUUCUCGCUCUCUCUCUCUCUCGCUUUCUCUCGCUCUCUCGCUUUCUUGCUCUCUCUCUCUCUCGCUUUCUUCUCUCUCUCUCUCUCGCUUUCUCUCUCUCUCUCGCUUUCUUGCUCUCUCUCUCGCUUUCUUGCUCUCUCUCUCGCUUUCUUGCUCUCUCUCUCGCUUUCUUGCUCUCUCUCUCGCUUUCUUGCUCUCUCUCUCGCUUUCUUGCUCUCUCUCUCUCUCUCUUCUUUCUUCUCUCUCUCUUCUCUCUCUUCUUGCUCUCUCUCUCUUACUCUUUCUCUCUCUCUCUCUUUCUUGCUCUCUCUCUCUUUCUUCUCUCUCUCUCUUUCUUACUCUCUCUCUCGCUUUCUUGCUCUCUCUCUCUCGCUUUCUUCUCUCUCUCUCUCGCUCUCUCUCUCUCUCUCUCUCUCUCUCUCUCUCUCCUUUCUCUCUCUCUCUCUCGCUUUCUUACUCUCUCUCUCUCUCGCUUUCUUCUCUCUCUUUCUCUCUCUCGCUUUCUUUCUCUCUCUUUCCUCUUUCUUGCUCUCUCUCUCUUUCUUUCUUGCUUUCUUCUCUCUCUUUCAUCUCUCUUUCUUGCUCUCUCUCUCGCUUUCUUGCUCUCUCUCUCGCUUUCUUGCUCUCUCUCUCUUUCUUACUCUCUCUCUCUCUCUCGCUUUCUUGCUCUCUCUCUACUUUCUUGCUCUCUCUCUAACUUUCUUACUCUCUCUCUCUUUCUUACUCUCUCUCUCUUACUUUCUUUCUCUCUUUCUUUUCGCUCUACGCUCUUUCUCGCUUUUUCACUUUCUCUCUUUCUCGCUUUCUUACUUUCUCUCUCUUUCUCGCUUUCUGCUCUUUCUCUUUCUCUCUCCUUUUCUUUCCCCUUUCUCUCUCGCUUUUUCUUUCGCUUUCUCUCUCUCUUUCUCUCUUUCGCUUUCUUCUCUCUCUCUCUCGCUCUUUCUUUCUUUCUCGCUCUCUCUCGCUUCGCUUUUCUUCGCUUUCUCUCUCUUUCUCACUUUCUUACUCUCUCUCUCUUAUUCUUUCUCUCUCUACUCUCGCUCUCUUAUGCUCUCGCUCUCUUUUCUCGCUCUCUCUUUCUUUCUUCUCGCUCUCUCUCUCUUUCUGCUCUCUUUCAUCUCUCUUUCAUCUCUCUUUCAUGCUCUUUCUCUCUUUUAGCUCUCUCUUUCAUCUCUCGCUUUCUUUUCUCUCUUUCAUUCUCUGCUUUCUUUUUCCUGUUUAAUUCGCUCUUUCAUUAUUGUCUUCUUCUUUCUCUUCAUUUUUUUAUCAUUCAUUUUUUUCUUUUUUUGCUCCAUUUCUUUUUAUUUCUUAUUCUUUUCAUUUUUUCUUCCUAUUUUUCUUUCUUUUCUUAUAUAUUUUUCUUUCCAAUGAUUUCUUUUUCUUUCCCUUUUCAAUCAAUCGACUCUCUUCUGUCUCUUCUUUCUCUUCAUUCCGUCCUGAAAUCCUUUGUCUCUUCUUUCUCUUCACUCCCUCCUAAAUAUCUUUUGUCUCUUCUUUCUCUUCACUCCCUCCUAAAUAUCUUUUGUCUCUUCUUUCUCUUCACUCCCUCCUAA
This is a messenger RNA of Acanthosepion pharaonis, 3039 nucleotides long. The record is from the annotation of a GenBank genome assembly. NCBI's taxonomy places the organism in Eukaryota, Metazoa, Mollusca, Cephalopoda, Sepiida, Sepiidae.